Molecule: messenger RNA, 2888 nt
Organism: Beta vulgaris subsp. vulgaris (sugar beet)
Lineage: Eukaryota; Viridiplantae; Streptophyta; Magnoliopsida; Caryophyllales; Amaranthaceae
Product: probable serine/threonine-protein kinase WNK10
Exons: 8
Coding region: 586-2394 (602 amino acids)
Biological process (GO): protein phosphorylation; intracellular signal transduction
Cellular component (GO): cytoplasm
Molecular function (GO): ATP binding; protein serine/threonine kinase activity
Source: RefSeq, a predicted model, not a curated record
AGUCUAAUAAAAAGUCAAAACUCCACAUAACAAACAAGUGUUUGUUCAUCCUUCAAUUUCGCAAAACUUCCAUCUGCAUAAUUUCUAUCUCUUUCUCUCCUCUGUUUUUGGUUUGUUGUUGUUCUAUCAACUCUGAUUUUCUCUCACCUCAAAAAUUUACCCUAAUUUGUUCUUUCUCCUUGAAAUCAUCCCUUCAUUUUCCCCAAACACAUAUGUCUUCUCUCUAACAUCAGAGAAACACUCAAAAAAACUGGGGAUUUUGAAGGGAUGAUUCAACAUUACCAUAAACAAUGAUCUUCUUACAAAAUUCACAUAAUGAUCAUCAUCAAAAUAAUCAUAACAUUCAAUCUUUUAGAAUUUUAGGGAUGAGUAAAUUUUGUGUUGAAAUGGGUCCAAUUUAUUUGUUGGGUAAUUGUGUUUCAUAUAAUGAAUGUCGUUUCUCUCUCCUGAGAUCGGCAUUCGAUUCUGGUUCUUCGAUUAGGUUACUCGAAGAUUGAACAAUUUUUGUUGCUUCUUUUUUAAAAGUUUUUUUCAACUAGAAUUUCCUGCAGUUUUUUUUUUUUUUUUUUUUAAUAUUGGGCAGGUAUGUCACCUGAAGAAGAAUCAGUUGUUUCAUCUGCUACUGUAAAUGGGUCAAAUGAACCCGAAUACCUGGAAAAAGAUCCGACUGGCCGAUAUGUUCGGUUUGGUGAAGUCCUCGGAAAAGGAGCAUUUAAGUCAGUUUACAGGGCAUUUGACGAAGUCAAUGGAAUUGAGGUUGCUUGGAAUCGUGUGAAGAUCCAUGAUGUUCUGCAGUCUCCGGAAGGUCUCGAGAAGCUAUAUUCUGAAGUUCAUCUUCUCAAGACAUUGAAACAUGAAAAUAUCAUUAAGCUAUAUGAUUCAUGGGUGGAUGAUAAGAAGAAAACAGUGAAUAUGAUCACUGAGCUCUUCACAUCUGGCAAUUUGAGGGAAUACCGAAAGAAGCACAAAAAUGUAGAUAUGAAGGCUGUGAAGAAUUGGGCAAGGCAGAUUCUCCGAGGUUUAGCCUAUCUUCAUAGUCAUGACCCACCAGUUAUACAUCGGGAUCUAAAAUGUGACAAUAUCUUUAUCAACGGAAAUCAUGGAGAGGUUAAAAUUGGAGAUCUGGGAUUAGCAACUGUCAUGCAACAGCCCACUGCACACAGUGUCAUCGGGACACCCGAGUUCAUGGCACCAGAGCUCUAUGAAGAAGAAUAUAACGAACUCGCUGACAUAUAUUCUUUUGGGAUGUGCAUGUUAGAGAUGGUUACUUUUGAGUAUCCGUAUAGUGAAUGCAAAAAUCCUGCUCAAAUCUUCAAAAAGGUCACCUCUGGCAUAAAGCCGGCUUGCCUUACCAAGGUGAAAGAUCCUGGAACGAAAGAGUUUAUUGAGAAGUGUUUGGUUCCUGCUUCAAAAAGAUUGCCUGCAAAGGAGCUACUCAAGGACCCUUUCCUUCAAGUGGAGAACCCAAAAGAGCCCAUACGACAUCCCAUGGAGAUACCCAACCAACUCCCUGCCCCCAGGUCUAUAGCUGCUUCAAGUUCAACGCCUCAUUCUAUGGAUCUCGAUGCUGAGUUUUGUAAACAUUACUGCCGGAGUUCGUCAGUUGGUAACAGCUCCAUCAGUCCAACUGACCAAGUUUUGGAAUUCACUAAGACUCAUAAGGGUAAUAUGUUCCAGUUGAAAGGGAAGAAAAAUCCUGAAUAUAACUCCAUAUCACUGACACUGCGCAUUUCUUACCCCUCGGGGGAGGCGAAAAAUAUUAAUUUUGUCUUCUACUUGGCGUCCGAUACCGCACUUGCAGUAGCAGCAGAGAUGGUUGAAUUGCUAGAUUUGGCUGAUCAUGAUGUGGCUUUUAUAGCUGACUUUAUUGGUUACUUAAUAAGGCAAACUGUAACAAAUUCAAAAUCAUCAUCUGCGGUUGGGAACAAAAGGGACACAGGCAUGGAAGAUGUAUUUGCUGAUGAUUCUUCUGUCAUAUUAAGCAAAGCAUUGCAAAGUCUUGACUAUUGCAUUGACGAUUGCUUCAAAGGUUUGAGUGUCAACAAACGGGGGAUGGACAUAGGAGGAUUAUACCGUGAAGAAGAGUGCAAAUUUCCAAGAAAUAAUAGCGAACUCAGUGGAUGUACUCACUUGAAUGGGAUGACUAAGAACUCUGAAUGUCCGACUUCUAUAGAGCAUGGUGAGAUGUCUGGCUUUAUGAGCUUAGCAAGCAGCUCCUCCUCAUUCGGCUUAAAUGAUGAAGAACAAGAUGCCGAUCUUAAGGCGGAGCUCGCUGCAAUCGAGUCUCAUUAUCAGCUGUGGUUCGAGGAACUUGCUAGGUUGAGGGAAGAAGCACUGGAGGCUACUAAGAAGAAAUGGAUGGUGAAGAAGAAGAUGGUUGCUACUUCAAUUUGACGAUCAAAAAAAGAUGCAUGAGAGUAAAUUUAGCUUUAGCUCUUAGAGUUCAUGUGAAUAUUGUUUCGUGGAUUUCGAUUUUUUUCUUCUUUUGGUACUUCCCAUGAAGGAUUAAUGUAGUUAUUCGAAAGCCCUCUUUAAUUUAGUUCUAAUCAACCUUUCCUAGCACAGAGUCAUCCAGUUUAUCAAAAAAUAUUUACUUGGGCUUGUUUUUGUUGCUUGGUAGAUGUUUUUUUGGUGAAAUAUUGGAGAGGAAAUGUACAUAUAUCGGGGAUUUAUUCAAUGCUAUGCAUGGCAUUUGGCAAUCCAUGUCUCAUUCUUUCGUUUUGCAUGCAAUGCUUGCGAAAGUAGAUAGAAUAAAUUGUAUUAUUAUAACCUUAAAUAGUAUGUGAGAAAAUUUUGACAUAAUUUCUUUUUAGCAACUUUAAAUAAUUACGUACAUAUGUAGUAAUAUUCAAUUGAUUAAAUAAUAUUUGUAUCAUUUUUUAAUUUAA